Messenger RNA from Neohortaea acidophila, 531 nucleotides. Its product is annotated as cytidine deaminase-like protein. The coding region runs from base 1 to 531 and encodes 176 amino acids. The transcript has a single exon. The record is from RefSeq and is a predicted model, not a curated record. Gene Ontology annotation, molecular function: diaminohydroxyphosphoribosylaminopyrimidine deaminase activity. Lineage: Eukaryota; Fungi; Ascomycota; Dothideomycetes; Mycosphaerellales; Teratosphaeriaceae.
AUGGCAGAGGAUCAAGAUGCAAAAGACCACGCGCACUUCAUGCAACUCGCUCUCUCCGAAGCACGGAAGAGUCCACCCAAACCGACCAACUUUUGCGUAGGAGCAUGCCUGGUGGCAGCUGGAUCACCACCGACUCUACUCGAAACCGGCUAUACGCUCGAAUGGGAGGGCAACACACAUGCCGAACAAUGUUGCUUCAUCAAACAGGCUCGGUUGCACGGGUGCAGCGAGGAGGAGCUCGGCGAGCACCUACCGCUGGACACAGUAUUGUAUACCACGAUGGAGCCUUGUAACAAACGGUCUGUAGGCAAUCUACCGUGCGUGGAUCGCAUCCUGCAAUUGAGACGGAAGAACGGAAGUCAAGCGAUUUCGACCGUCUAUGUCGGAGUUGGCGAGCCGGAAACGUUCGUCGGAGUGAAUGAGGGUCGCAAGAAGCUCGAAGAUUCGGGCAUUCGCGUAAUCCACGUUCCGGGAUUCGAAGAUGCGAUGCUGCGAGUGGCGACCGCUGGACACCCAAAGGGCGAGCUUUGA